This is a messenger RNA of Paramuricea clavata, 14357 nucleotides long. Lineage: Eukaryota; Metazoa; Cnidaria; Anthozoa; Malacalcyonacea; Plexauridae. The record is from the annotation of a GenBank genome assembly.
AGAAAUCAAAAUAUGUGGAACUCCACAAGAAGAUUGCAGUGAAUUUGCGACAUGUGCUGACACAGGACCUGGAACCUAUACAUGUACAUGUAAUGAAGGAUAUACUGGGAAUGGAAAAACUUGUGAAGGUAAGAAAAUAUUAUUUCGCUUUGGCAAAACGGACACAAAAUAUCAUUCUCGCUUUUCUUCUUUCCGAAAGAUGAACUUUAUUUCCGCAAAUUAUUGUAUAUAAUUUACUCACAGCCUAUCGAAGGGAAGAUGGCUGUGAACCUCAUUAGAAUAACAAUAUAACUCAUUAUCUAUGUUGGUCGACGUUUAUUCAUCAAUCGUGUCCUUCACCGUCACGUGUGUAUUGUAUUCUUUCCCAACUAACCAAUAGCAAUGUUUUAGGAAAGUCAUCUAUCCGUGACUAGAACAAUAGGGAAACUGGAAAUUGCUAUUGGUGGAUUUGAUAAAAAUACAAUACACACGUGACGGUGAAACGACCAGAUUUAUGAAUAAACGUUGACUAACAUAGAUAAUGAGUUAUAUUGUUAUUCUAAUGAGUUUCACAGCCAUCUUCCCUUCGAUAGGCUAUGAUUUACUUGGUUUUAGUUGUCAAAGCUACUUUGGUUGGAAAAUUUAGCUCUUUCCCCAACGAUUUUGUUUUGUUUACUAAUUAAUUUCUCUUGCCUUCCCCAGAAAUCAAAAUAUGUGGAACUCCACAAGAAGACUGCAGUGAAUUUGCCACAUGUGCUGACACAGGACCUGGAACCUAUACAUGUACCUGUAACGAAGGAUAUACUGGAGAUGGGAAAACUUGUCAAGGUACGAUUUGGCAUCUUUUUAAAACAAACCUCAUUGUAAAAUCAAAAUUCGUUUUUGCUAACUCGGAAUUUAAUUAAACCAUUGUGGCUACAUCCAAUGACAGUUACUAGGUUACAAAGUUAAUGCAAUUGUAGUUAUGUUGAGUUCUUCUUCAUUCAUAUUGCUUUCAUCAGAAAUCAAAAUAUGUGGAACUCUACAAGAAGAUUGCAGUGAAUUUGCGACAUGUGCUGACACAGGACUUGGAACCUAUACAUGUACCUGUAAUGAAGGAUAUACUGGGAAUGGAAAAACUUGUGAAGGUAAGAAAAUAUUGUUUCGCUUGGGCAAAACGAACACAAAAUAUCAUUCUUGCUUUUCUUCUUUCCGAAAGAUGAAUUUUAUUUCCGCAAAUUAUUGUAUGAUUUACUUGAUUUUAGUUGUCAAGACUAUUUUGGUUGGAAACAUUAGCUCUUUCCCCAACGAUUUUUGUUUACUAAUUAAUUUCUCUUGCCUUCCAAAGAAAUCACAAUAUGUGGAACUCCACAAGAAGACUGCAGUGAACUUGCAACAUGUACUGACACAGGACCAGGAACUUUUACCUGUACCUGCAACGAAGGAUAUACUGGAGAUGGGAAAACUUGUCAAGGUACGAUUUGGCAUCUUUUUAAAACAAACCUCAUUGCAAAAUCAAAAUUCAUCUUUACUAGCACUGAAUUUAAUUAAACCAUUGUGACCACAUCCACGGACAGUUACUACUGUAGGUUACAAAGUUAAUGCAACUGAAAGUUAUGUUAAGUGCUUCUUCAUUCAUAUUGCUUUCAUCAGAAAUCAAAAUAUGUGGAACUCUGCAAGAAGAUUGCAGUGAAUUUGCGACAUGUGCUGACACAGGACCUGGAACCUAUACAUGUACAUGUAAUGAAGGAUAUACUGGGAAUGGAAAAACUUGUGAAGGUAAGAAAAUAUUAUUUCGCUUUGGCAAAACGAACACAAAAUAUCAUUCUUGCUUUUCUUCUUUCCGAAAGAUGAAUUUUAUUUCCGCAAAUUAUUGUAUGAUUUACUUGAUUUUAGUUGUCAAGACUACUUUGGUUGGAAACAUUAGCUCUUUCCCCAACGAUUUUUGUUUACUAAUUAAUUUCUCUUGCCUUCCAAAGAAAUCACAAUAUGUGGAACUCCACAAGAAGACUGCAGUGAACUUGCAACAUGUACUGACACAGGACCAGGAACUUUUACCUGUACCUGUAACGAAGGAUAUACUGGAGAUGGGAAAACUUGUCAAGGUACGAUUUGGCAUCUUUUUAAAACAAACCUCAUUGCAAAAUCAAAAUUUAUCUUUACUAGCACUGAACCUAAUUAAACCAUUGUGACCACAUCCACGGACAGUUACUACUAUAGGUUACAAAGUUAAUGCAACUGAAAGUUAUGUUAAGUGCUUCUUCAUUCAUAUUGCUUUCAUCAGAAAUCAAAAUAUGCGGAACUCUACAAGAAGAUUGCAGUGAAUUUGCGACAUGUGCUGACACAGGACCUGGAACCUAUACAUGUACAUGUAAUGAAGGAUAUACUGGGAAUGGAAAAACUUGUGAAGGUAAGAAAAUAUUAUUUCGCUUUGGCAAAACGAACACAAAAUAUCAUUCUUGCUUUUCUUCUUUCCGAGAGAUGAAUUUUAUUUCCGCAAAUUAUUGUAUGAUUUACUUGAUUUUAGUUGUCAAGACUACUUUGGUUGGCAAAAUUAGCUAUUUCCCCAACGAUUUUGUUUUGUUUACUAAUUAAUUUCUCUUGCCUUCCCAAGAAAUCAAAAUAUGUGGAACUCCACAAGAAGACUGCAGUGAAUUUGCCACGUGUGCUGACACAGGACCUUCCUUCCAUAGCUGUACCUGUAACGAUGGAUAUACUGGAAAUGGAAAAACUUGUGAAGGUCAGAUAAUUUUUCUUACUUUUUGCAUGAGUUAAUUUUAAAUAGUAUUAGGGCAAAAUGUUAUCCCUGGCCAGCUUUCUUUUUUAGUUGUUGAAGACCAUUUAUGUUAGGUUGGCAGAAUUUCUAAGAUCUAAGCACUCUUUUGUCCAUUAGAAAUCAAAGUAUGUGGAACUUCACAAGACGAUUGCAGUGAAUUUGCUACAUGUGCUGACACAGGACCUGGAUCCCAUACCUGUACCUGUAACGAAGGAUAUACUGGAGAUGGAAAACAAUGUUCAGGUAAGAACCCCAAAACAAUAACGAUUCCGGAACUGCAUGUAAAAACCAAAUGUGCUACCUCAAGUGUCACCAAAGUUAUAUCGGAAGCACUAUAAGUUUUCCAAUUUAGCUUUUAUUUCAUUCUAUCUCAGUCUUAGACUCUUUUAGAACAAUUAGUUUUAUCGUUAAUUGUCCAACUUCGUCUUAUUUUAUUCUAAUUCACACCAAAACAUGGUCACUGAACUCUUCACUCCGCCCAUGCUUAGGCAUAUAUACAGUAGUGUGCUGGCCAUCACUCUCGUAGUUCUGAUGAUGUUGUAGUACAACGAAAGCUUAAAGUGCCCGUAACCCCAAAAUUGAUUUUCGGCUUAUUAAAAGCAUGGAUAAUAAAAUAAAUGGAUAGGAAACUAGCUGACGUGACCUAAUGUUUCCAAUGGGCUGAUCCCGGAUGGCGUGGUUGGCCGGAUCUUGGAUGUUCAAACCUAGUUGCAAACCAAAUUCUAAGAUGAAAACUCUAAGUAUUCCCAGUCAAUUUUAGCAAAUAUUUCAAGCACUAAACAGUGAAUUUCGUUAAAAUUUGUGACGCCAAUUUCGUAGCUACAUAUGUAAAAAAAAACAAAAAAAAAACCGUCCUGACCGCGUAGCUCAGUUAGCAGAACACUGGACUAGUAUUCCAAAGGUCGUAGGUUCGAUUCCCACCGUGGCCGGGAAUAUUUUUCAAGCUCGCCCGGUGUGGAUAUACACUCAGAGUAACAUCACAAACAUCAUAUUCACCUGAGUACACAACACCAACACAGAAAAAAAGAUGAAAAACAUUUACCUUGAAUACUUUGUCGUGGCUUAGGCAUGUUUAAAACAAUUAGACCAGUUUAUGCUUCAAAUAUCACCCUUUCAAAGUGGAAAAUAUAGCAAAACAACAAAAAUGCCGAGAACUUUGGUAAUAUUCGCAAUACGCGUGACGUCACGUUUUUCAACAAGGAUGAGUCAAUGACGUCAGGAAGUUUCCUAUCCAGUUAUUUUACAAUCCAUGUUAAAAGUAUGCUAUGAGUGUAGUAGUUUCGCGAAAACAUUUUUGCUUUUUGUUAAAAAGCAAAAAUUUUAGAGCCACUUGAACCUGCUUAUAUUGCGAUUUUACUUUUGCUAGAUAGUAUACUUCAAAAUAAGGUUUCCGUUUUUAUAUCAAUUUUGAAAAUAAUUAAAAUAAGUUAGGGUUAGGUUAGGGUUAGGUUGGGGUUAGGGUGAAGGUUAGUAUUAGGGUUAGGGUUGAGUUUUGCGUUAGGAUAGUUUUUUCUACGUUAUAAAAACGGAAACCUUAUUUUGAAGUAUACUAUCCAGCGAUCACCAUUUUACUUGGCACAUGGCCGUCGGAAUAUCUAACUGCUUGAAGUCUGGAUCGAGCAUUAUUUCUGGCGUCACGCCAGUUAGUUGUGGUUUCAGCAGGUGCGGACUUGUAUGUAAAUUUCAGGGGCCGGUUGUAUAAAAAAGUGAUUGCAGUUAACUAUAGUUAGUGGAAACGUCAUGCAAUAAGAAGCGCGUGUUUGAGAGUUAAUCACUAUUUAACUACAAAAUAAUGAUUAAAAAGGUGAUUAAGAGUUUUAUACAACCGGCCCCAGGAUAACAAGACGCUCCACGGAACGUUGGCCGAUAGGACUACGGAAAUAUGCAGUUUAAAAAAAUAUUUAUCCUUGAAGUUUACAGUUUGCCUGGCAGUUUUCUCAACAAUAACAAGUAUCGUAUUAAAUUGCAACGGAAAUAAAUUGGCCUGGUAUAGUGAUCUGUGGCUGUAUAAUAGCGUGUUUGUUUUGUCGAAAAUCAUGAUUUUCCAAGCUUACCGUUUGCUCCAUCUGUUAUGUAAAUUUAUGUUCUAAAACGCAUUCGCUAUAUUAUUUGCACUGGAAUCGUAAAUUUUGUGUCAUUAUACUGCCAUUUGACAUGUGCUUGAGAGUACAAAGUAUUCGUUGCCCACUCUAACUCUAAGAAAUACAUGCGCACUUCACAAGAACACUUUCCCGUUAAAACACAAUUAUACUUUGAUCGUGAAAUGACUAAAAUACACAGGCGUGUCAUCUAGUGAUCCGAACUUUGUGGUGUCCGAAUAGUGCACCAAAUUGUAUAGACGGCCGGCCAAAACCGGAAAAUGUGCAACAAAAUUUGUUUGAUGGCAUUUUCGGUUACUCACAAGCUGCCAACUGACAUUUUCAUAGAGUAUAUGCAUUAACGAACAAGACUAGACAUGUUGGCAACUCUAAUUUUGGCUUUAUAGAUGAAAAUUUGAGAAUAUGAAAAUUUUAUCUAUAAAAAGUACUAUAUGAGAAAAAUGCAAAAUUACAGGUUCACAUUUAACAAAAAUAAAUUAUACCAUUAAAAAGUUCGCAAAAAAGUAUAUAUAAGACAUUUAAGCGAGUAGUAUGAUUUUUGUAGCCAAUUUUGUGCUUUUAGCACUGGAAAAUGAAAAAAAAAACGCCAAUUGAAGCCGAUAGUUACUACUUUGCCAACUUUAAGCUCCUUUAACUCAAAACUGGCUUGAAAAUUCGCACUACUCGCCUAAAUGUCUUAUAUAUACUUUUCUGCGAUCUUUCUAAUGGUAUAGAUUAUUUUUGUGAAAAAUGAACUUGAAAUAUUGUAUUUUUAGUCAACAUAGUACUUUAUUAGGCAAAAUUUUAAAAUUCUGAAAUUUUCAACUAUAAAGCCAAAAUCAGAGGUGCCAACAUAUAUAGUCUUGUUCACCAAUGUGUAAGCUAUAAGAAAAUACCAGUUGACAGCUUGUAACAAAAAAUGCCAUCAGAGUGUACAUUUCAGAAUGUUGGCCGGUCGUCUAGCAAGAUGUAAAUUCGUCAUAUAAUCGGUAUGUGGCAAUAAAAUAUUGCCGCAUGGACAACUUAAAAGCAUAACACAACAUAUUUUACCCUUGGUGGAUCGAUCAGCGUGGUAUAGAAACCAUGGCAAAGUUUCAUAAACUUGUGAUAAUGCAAAAAAUGUUUCGCAAAACUGUUCCACUGGUAGCAUACUUUUAACAAGCUGAAAAUCAAUUUCGGGAUUACGGGCACUUUAACUCAUUCUAAUAAGAUAUUUUAUCAAGCAGUAGCUACUCGGCAUCAUUUGAUUGUAACCUUUUUUAUUGAACAUGUUUCUGAAGGACAACUUUAUUAGAUUAAGAUAGUAGAUUAAUGUUUAUUUAUUUUGGUUUCGCUUUUGGUAAUGUUGACUUUGUUAUAUUCAACUUGCGAUUAUCUGUCCGCAUAACGGAUUUGAUUUCUUUGUCAGUUAUUAUAAAAUGAAUCUUGUCUUGUGGGCCACAUUCUAUAUAAUAACUGGUGGUGUAGUGUAAUAUAGUAAACAUAGUAUUGUUGUUGAAGUCAUUAUUAAUGCUUAUUAUAUAUUAAUUAUUAAAAAUUUAGUCUUUUCUUACACUUUAGCUCUAUCGUUCCAUUUUGAUCAGUUAUUUUUCGUACAUAAGAACAAAUGUGUUUUUGCACUUUUUCUUAUAAAGAAAUAAAGAUUUGCGGUACAGACGAAGAUGAUUGCCACAUGUAUGCUGUCUGUGCAAACACUGGUCCUGGACAGUAUUCCUGCACUUGUAUCCAGGGAUACACUGGAGAUGGAAAGAACUGCGUAGGUCUGUGUUCCACUGAAAUUUAGAUGACAUUUUAACGUUUUCAAUUACUUUAACAUACAAGUUAUACAGUUAGCACAAUAAUUCUUUCGACUGCCAAAACGUUACUUGUAUAUCAAGGUUUUAAAUCCUAUAUUAUACGGUUCUGUGGUUACAGCCUUGUUUCCACUUGUUUCCAAUAUUUCCCACUACACAAUUAUGAUAAUAUUUAGAGACCUGAUUACCUCACUAAUCGUGAUAUCAAAAAUACUACAAAACAGUGAGGUUAUGUAUGUGUUACACACCUGCAUAUUUUGUUUGAGGUUAGCAAUCUCACAAAGAUGUGCAUUUUUUUGGUAGACCAAUGGUAGAAUAUUUUAGAUCAUACUAACUUAGUAACUUUUCUAAUCCCGUCUCGUUUAAUUAAAGGUCCUGAAAUUCACGGUCCCAUCCUAUUUGAUGUUACUCCUGAAAAUCCUUCAACCAUCAGUGCAGCUUGGCGACCUCCAGCAGAGAUAAUUGAAUUGGAUAUAAUUGAAUACUCAGUUUGUUACACAGAUGUGAGCAAUGGAGACAAACUAUGUAAAACGACCACACCAACCACCCCAGAUGGUCCAGUUAAUAUUCACCUUACAGAUGUAAUUGAAGACACUACCUACGAAGUUGUCGUGACAGCAAGAAACGCGUCUGGUUAUGGCCCGCCAUCAAAUGUCAUGAUCGUGAAAACUCCUGUGUCACGUAAGUGUUAUACUAACCGUUUUUAGUGCAAAGUUGCUUUGCACUAUUGUUAUGAGAAAAAUUCAAUCCAGUGACCGAUCAAUGGAUCGAUGGAUGGAUCGAUCGAGUAAACAAUCUGGGGGGAGCUUGCAAAUGAUUUUUGAUUGCGUUUUCUAGAGCUUCGUGACGUUCGGCCUGCAACUAAUCGUUUCUAGCUGUUUAUAGAUUAUAAAAAUCUAUAUUUAUAUUCAUGAUGGUACAUGUUCUUACUUAUUUUAUCCAACAUUUAGAGAAUUUAUAACCAAAUUACUGUUACAUUUCAAGCACUUGUUAUUAUAUUAUUUGCCCCCCUGCAACAUAAAACAAAUGAAUUGAAUCAAUUAAUACACGUGCUCUCAUAUAAUAUCAUUUUACAAUGGCGGGCAUAAUGGACGAGCGGUGACUAUAUUGAGCGGCGGUGUAAAAUCGUGUAGACUCGAGUGUAUUACAACUGAGGUUGACAGUAUUAUGGGAAAAUCUUUGAGAUUCUACGCAAUAUAUAAAUUGAUGUUAUGUAUUACCGGCAUUCAAUUAAAUGCCGAUAUUAUUUAGGCGCUACACCACUGAGAAACCACAAGAGCCUGUUAGGGGCUGAUUACAUGGAGAGCAGUUUGAGCCCAGGCUGAGUUUACUCAGAGCUAUAUUUAUAGUCAACCGGGGCUGAAAUGUCAGCCCGGGCUGAAAUAAUCUGAGUGUCACGAAAUAGGACAAUACGCCUGUUACGCUUCUUUGAAGCAAUCAGACGCUGGUUCGUCGACUAUUUGAUUUGUGUGAGACUAACAAACACGCAAAAUAACGCCAUUUAAACGGUUGUUUUUUUAGCCCGGGCUGAAAUUAUUUGCGAUUACAUGCUGCCGAACUAUCGGGCAGCUCAAACCGGGCUGAAAUUUCAGCCCGGGCUGGAAUUUUGGUCAUGUAAUCGCUUGCUGUGUGUUAAUUAACGUUAAUAGGAUUUUAUCCUUAGGCCGGGCUGAAAUUUACAGGAAACCGGGCUGAAAACUCUCCAUGUAAUCAGCCCCUAAAGCCGGUUUUCCACUUCAAGCGUACGCACCGAAACGUAUCAAAAACGAUUUUAAAUUUCAAAAUUUCGUGAAUGUUGAUUGGUUAGUAUUUCCGUAGUACGCAAAAAAGUUGACUUGCGACGAACUUUUUAUUCUGAUACGCGAAUACACCCGGAAGUACGUGGAUUUAUAAACCUCUUUCAAUGUGCGCAUGCUCACCAGUACGUUUCGGUACGAUACGGGCGAAGUGGAAAACCGGCUUAAUACUCUGCUGAAUUGCUGAAACCACGCAUACAGCACGUGCGUGUUUGGCUCUCUAAAUAUAGAAAUGAUUAUAGGGUUCAGAGGACAUGGUGGAAAAGACGGAGUGCGGAGUAUAGAGUUCGGAGUCUGUCAAAGCAGUUUAUUUUUCCUAAAGAUUCGAUUUUAAUGACACUCCGCGUUUUCCACUUUAUGGGGGCAUAAAGUGGAAAACGCGGGGUCUGUAAAAAAAUGCGUUUUCCACUUUAUGCCCCCAUACACUUGCAGUGUCUUUCUCAAAUGCACUCUCCUUGGAUCCUAGUUCCUUUAAGAAAUAAUUGUGCGAUCCUUUCCAGCAGGAUUUACAUUCCACAACCUGUCACUAAUAGACUUUGAGAGUAAUGCAUUUUAGAAUUUAAAUUUUUAUACACCACUCUAUUGCGAAUGACAUUGCUCAAGAUUUGUUUUUUUGGAAAGUCUACAAACGCCUAGGGGUGAAAAGACAAUGGGAUUCUAAUAAUUAUAAUCACGAGAUACGCGAAAACCAGUAGCUCGUCUUUGUUGAUCAGACCAAAUCAAUUUUUCUUAGCUCUUAAUCAUGCAGUUGUUUCCGUACCCUGUUGCUUCAUUUUAACACAUUUACAGUAUUGUUAAAUUUUUCUGUCUUUAGCUGACUCAUGCGAUAAAAAGACAGAUACGAUUUUCGUGGUAGAUAGAUCAUCGAAAAUAAGUAAAGCUGGUUUUAAUAAGAUUCGCUCAUUUAUCCGAAGUGUUGGAAAACGCCUUCGAAUUGGUGUGAAGAACGAAAAGAAAGAAAUUAUUGGCCAAGGUGCUAUAGUGACAUUUAGUAAUGAGGGUGAAAAAAUCAUUACUCUUAAAGAUAGUAGAACUCCUGGGAGAUUCGUUAAGGCUGUACGGUCUAUGCCAGGCCCAUUAUCUAAUGGCACUACUAAAACUCAUCGAGGUUUGGAAGUUGCUUAUCGACAAGUUGCUGUUGUUGGCGAAGGUUUGCGUGCCCGUGAUGAUAGUGUCCAUAAGGUGGUUGUAGUAAUUGCCAACGGUCAUCAGACUCGAGAGAGGAAUGGCUAUGUAUAUGUCGGUGAUGCAGUGAAACCAUUCUUUAAACGUGGUAUAGAUGUCAUUGCAAUUGGUGUUGGUCUUGAAACAGAAAAAGCAAAAGAACAGCUUACUGAUAUGGUCCGAAUUCCUGAAAAUGCUUUCUUUGUGAAUCACCACAGUAAUUUAAGUUCUGCUAUGAAUAAAAUUGUGUCACGAGUCUGUCCAAGUAAGUUGGUGAUAUAUAAUAUUGUAAUAUCAUGAAUGUAGUAUUGAUUUCAAGCCUACAUUUUUUUCAUUGCAAAACUAAAUGUAAAAUUUGCUGCGAAUAGGUAGGUUUCAGAGAACGUAGGGUACAGCACAUGGCGGUAAACUUCGAUACACCCUUCCGGAAAGUAUGUCAUCUUGGCUAUAUAGAACCUCGUUUUCGCGUACGUGACAUAAAUGAAAGCCCGACAUCUCAAUCACGAAAACGAGACUCUAUAGCCAAGACGUACUUUCCGGAAGCGUGUAUUUGGACACAUUAAAUAAGCAAAAUAUUUUGUUAUAAUAUAAGUGUGAUAUAACAGAUAAUUUCAUUAGCUAAUGCGCAUGCAUUGUGACGCAAUAAUGCACUGUGAUCUGUGGCACUGCUUUGCUCUUUCUCUGUUUUUGCUCUUUCCCUCUUCAUCUCUGCUUUUUAGCCAAAAAUAUAAACAAAACUAUAGAGCUUUUAAAAUACAAAAUUUAUCAGAAAGCAAGAAGGAAUAGACCAAAGGAACAAAGCAAUUUUCUAUAGUUCUACGUGUAAAAUUAGCGGGCUUUGGCAUUCGUCGAAUUUGUUGUUGUCUCUACAAGUUUUGGGUAAAAGCGUGCAAAAUAGCCGAGAAAAAACUUGAAAAAGAUACAGGAAUACCAAACACAUAGAAAAAGGCAACAACAACGGAAUAUAAGUUUAGAUAAAUAACAACUGCUUUUCUGUUUAUUAUAUAAAGGACAUGCAGUCUUUGAAAAGCGAUAAUUUUUACAGAAGCGAUAAUUGAAAAGCGAUAAUUUUCACAUGUGAAAUUAUAAAUAAUCUCACAUGUGAGAGUAUCAGUUUUAUCAGUGCUCGAAAUCUCUAUAAACCACUAUACUUUAUAUAAUAAAGUGCGAUAAUGCACUCGGGGAAUGUUGGGAAAUACUCGAAAAUACGCCUCGUGUUUUACACGCUUCUCUCGUAUUCUCCCAACAUUUCAUGCGUGCAUUAUCACAUCAUAAACGCACGCAACUCGUUUUCUAUUUCUUAAUUAAAAAUCGCCCGCGAUGCUGUAGGCACAAUGCCUGGAUAUUUUCUAGCUGUGGUCGAUUUCGUUCAUCGUUUGAUAUAUCCGAUUAACCAAUCAGAUGCGGUAGCUGAAAGUCAAGUCUGAACCUCCCUAAUAUCAGUUUAAUGAUAACAACGACAGUAUAUACGGUUGACUCUUGUCAUUACAGUAGUUCAUUAGGAUAAGCCAACUGAGGCUGUAUAUUCUUGUAUAUUCUUCACUAGGUAAAGUUAAUUUACUAAUAUUAAUUUACCGAUAACUCUAGAAAUUAAGAUAUGCGGCUCACCACAAGAUGACUGCCACAGAUUUGCUACAUGCUUUGACACCGCUCCUGGAAAACACAAAUGUAUAUGUCAAGAUGGUUAUUUUGGGAAUGGGAAAGAAUGCGCAGGUGAGUGGCCGAGGUUUAGCCAUGGUUAAACACAGGUUUUCCUUGCGUAAUUUCUGGACGAUACCGUACCACCCCGUUUACAAGCCAAUUGGAUCAUCAGGCCAACAACUCCUCUGCAAUUACCAUAGCGCGCAUUUAUAAAGGCAAUAGUUUAAAAUUAGCUUACCAUUACUAUGCAAUAUAUUACGUUUAAAAUAUAUUAAUUUAAUUAAGUUUUAAGGUAUUAAUAUAAAUAGAAAUCAGUUAAUUAAGAAGUAGAAAUAUGAUAAUCAUGCAUAUGAUUAUCUAAAAGAGUGAGAUUAAGUACAAGUAUUGUAAAAGUCACAGCUCGGGGAGCAGAUGAUGUAAAAGUUCGAUCCCCGAGUGUUACAAGUGUCGGUUUAUUAUUGGUUCUUGCAUGCAGUGCGGCUGCUGCAGGUAUUCAGUUGUCAGAACAAGUCUCUUAGUUUAUAACUUCCCAUUAUUUAAAACUCCUCUAAGACUUCACAAAGCCAUUGAAUAAGAGAUAUUUUAGACUACAUAUAUAUAUAUAUAUAUAUAUAUAUAUAUAUAUAUAUAUAUAUAUAUAUAUAUAUAUAUAUAUAUAUAUAUAUAUAUAUAUAUAUAUAUAGCUUAAGAUUUUGGUUUACGAAACACAAACAGUGCUCAAUACCAUAUAGAUAGAGCGUAAUAUAAGUUUUCGUUUUACCUCAAAAAAACCCCCACAAUAGUCCGUAUAGGAUGAAACAGACUAUUGUGGGGGUUUUUUUUGAGGUAUAUAUAUAUAUAUAUAUAUAUAUAUAUAUAUAUAUAUAUAUAUAUAUAUAUAUAUAUAUAUAUAUAUAUAUAUAUAUAUAUAUAUAUAUAUAUAUAUAUAUAUAUAUAUGGGCGUCUCAUGGUUCCACAUAUAUAGCGUGACAUAUAGCCUGUAUCUGAAUUUAACAGCCUUUUUCUGACAGUCUAAAAUAUACUUUUGUUUUUUAUAGAGAAAAGAUGUAAAUUUGAUAUUGGAUUCUUGAUUGAUUCCUCUGCAAGCAUGCGCGACUGUAACUAUGAGAAGGAAAAGAAUCUGGUGAAACAUAUUGCAGAACAAAUGCAAGUAACACCAGGCAAGAGCCGUGCCAGUGUUCUCUUGUUUAGUAACUCUGCUGCCAUGUACAAGAAUUUCAAUAGAUUUGAAGAACUAAUGGACUUUAACAUGCUUGUAAAUGAACUACCGAUGGUCGGAGGAGCAACACACUUGGAUAAAGCUCUUGAGGUGGCAGCAUCAGAAAUGUUUACUACUGCGAACGGAAUGAGAAAUAGUAAAGUGCCAAAACUACUGUUUCUACUAACCGACGGUGCACAAGCUGCUGGGUCUAUGAGCAAACCAUUGCAAGAAGUAGUGUCAUCUUUACAUAAACGGAAUAUCAGAGUUGUUGUGAUAGGCGCAGGGGAAGCUGACGAACAACAAUUAUCACCGCUUGUACAAUCUAGUGAAGACUUACUAAUGGUGAAGAGGUUUGAAGAUGCAACAGAUCAACUAACUACCUUUGCAGACCAGAUGUGCUCAGGUAUUUAUUUAGGUUUGGUUUCCAUUUAGAUUUUAGUCCGAUCCGUGUACAUGUCAUGGUCGCUAAUGUGAAAUGAGACAGGAUCCGUGUGUAUGUAAAGCAGUCCUAACAAUCUCCCAAAUAGAAUUCAAUAUGGUUUGUAUGUUAACUUGACACAUGCAUAUGUCACAAAAUAUUCCCUUGCUAUAUUAAUCUGCAGUUUAGGUUACUUCUGUCCAGAAAUUUUCGGUUUGUAUAUGUGGGUUCAUACCCGCCACCAUGCACGAUGCCUAGCUGCUAUCGGACGAAGAUCGUUUUAUUAGUUUCCCUUAAAUUUCCUGCUCAAUUAAUUAAAGACCAAUAAAUCAUUGAUUUCGAUUAAAUCAAAUAACUUUCAGUAUUAGCGAGAAGUACUUGUAUAAUCGGACUUACGCAUACCCCAGAAUAAAAACUGAUCGGAAAAGCUGCCAUGACUGUAAGCAACGUUGAGGUAAAUUAAGGUGCAUGUCUAGUCUCUAGGAUUUGCGAAUUAAGGAAAGAAAAAUAUUGAUUAGAUACUGCAAUUCUAUUUAAACAUCUGAUAAUUUUCAAAAUGUAUGUAAUUGUGAUUUACAAGAAAAUGCACAAAUAUUAAUUUUAGCGGCGUUUUGGACAGUUUUCGAGGAAAAGAAGAGGUUAAUAAUUAAGAGAAACUAUAACGAAUUCGAUAGUACGUUUAAUAGUUGAAGUGGAUUUAAACUUGGCUGAUAAACGUAAUUUAUCAUUUUUUCAUUAGUUGGUAGAUGUUCCUAUAUGGAAAGAACAGUUCCAGUUAGAAUUGAAGGGUGUGUAAGCACACAGCCCGUAAAAAUGGGUAAGUUGUGUCGGGAAAAAUGGAAUUUACUAUUUACGAGUCAAAGACAAAGUGUUUUGGUUUUUAUAUAUACAUUUAAAUAAUUAAAGUUAAUUCAUGACGCGAACAUUUGUAAUGAACGUCUCAUAUUACUUUACAGGUGCGUGUAUGGGUAAGUGUGUAACUGGACCCAACUUCCAACAGACAAAUGGUGUUUUCAAAAUCGACUGUCAGACAUGUCGACCUGGUGGUUAUGCAAUAAAAACAGUUGUCUUAUCUUGUCCUGGAAACAAAAGACGGUCCUUCGAAAUCAAAGCAGUAACGUCGUGUAUUUGUGCAAAAUGUCCGUGGAAGAAGCAUUUGUAAACGUUUUUGAUUACAAUGAAUUGAAAACGUUACAGAAUAUAGAAUUAUAGAUUAUACAGAAUUACAUAACCUAUAAAUUAAAAGGUUAUAGAAUUCUAAUCCAAUUCUAGACUAAUACUUUUUACCAAAGUAAAUACUACUAUUAUAAAUUUAUAAUAAGUUUAUAUAGAACACAAUUUAUGUGUGUAUGUAAUAUCAGAUGUUAUUUUACCAAUAAUGAAGUUAUAGAACAGACUGCAUGACUUAGGUAAUAGGUAUAGAAAUUAGGAAAUGGAAAAGUAAACGUACACAACUAUAAAUUUUUAAAUUCUAGAUUUUAUAAGAGAAACCAAUAAAAUACAGUUGAUAGAACAAUUUUUAUUUGAAUGCA